Molecule: messenger RNA, 1226 nt
Organism: Pomacea canaliculata
Lineage: Eukaryota; Metazoa; Mollusca; Gastropoda; Architaenioglossa; Ampullariidae
Product: histamine H4 receptor-like
Biological process (GO): adenylate cyclase-activating adrenergic receptor signaling pathway
Cellular component (GO): membrane
Molecular function (GO): G protein-coupled receptor activity
Source: RefSeq, a predicted model, not a curated record
GUCAGAUAUUUUCAUGAGCAGAGGUCGUGUGGUACAGACACGCAAUGACUAACGCGUUGUCAGCCCAGGACAUGGCCACGUCCACCCCGAGUGUUGCAGCACCCAAACAGGAAUCAGACGAUGAGCUUGGGUGCAUGUACCCGCCAUGGCUGGUCGUCAUCGUGCUGGUCGUCAGCGCUGUCAUCGUGACGACGGCGGUGGGUAACGUCCUGGUCAUUACGUCGUACGUCCGUGACGUGCGCGUGCGGCGUGACGUAUACAGCCUGUACCUGUUACACCUGGCGCUGUGCGACCUGCUCGUCGCUGUGGUCAGCAUGCCUCUCUACCUGGCCUCCACCGUGUGCCACCUCACCUGGCCCCUGGGGGCCGCCAUGUGCAAGGUGUUCCUGUUGGAGGACUUCACCACCUGCACCAUGAGCACCCUGGUGGUCGUGCUCAUCUCCGCUGACCGACUUGCCCUCGUCCGCCUCGGUGCCCGCUACACCACGGUGCACACUCGGUGCCGUGCUUACGUCAUGCUGGCCGUCUGCUGGGCAGCAGCCUUCCUCUUGUACUCGCCUCAUCCUCCUGUGGGAUGCCAUCUCGGUGUCUCGGUGGACUCCCAACACGUCUGUGACACCGGGUUCUCCGCUAACUUCUACUUCACUCUUGUGACAGAAGUUCUCGCUUUCUCCGUGCCCUUCUCCCUUCUGACCAUCAUCAAUGCCAAACUCCUAUUUACCUUGAGGAACCGCAACAAGGUCAGGCAUUCCGUGUCCAACGCCGCUACACGAAGCCGAGCAGGUCCUGGUCACCUAGGCAACGCCCUGCCAUCAGUCUUUCAGGUCGGCGCUUUUCAGGAAAGUCAGGCUCCAAAUGCCCCUACUUACCUGUCAACCAGAUGCUGCUGCACCUGCACCAAGAAGUCCAGACCCAACUGGCUCCGGUCGACCAAUCACGAGCAGCGACACAAAGGUAAUAGAGUGGCCAGCAUCUCUAUUCUGCUGGUGGUGGCGCUGGCGAUCUGCUGGCUGCCCUACUCCCUGGCCACCAUCGUGAGGUCAUCUUGUGGAGACUGUGUCAACACCUUCCUGUACGAGGUCUUCACCUGGAUGCUGUGGCUCAAAUCCUGUGUCAACCCAUUCCUCUACGCUUUCAUUUCUCCAAGGUUUCGAAGAAACAGUUUGCAGGUGCUUCUUGCAGUGCCACCUGUCAGGUUUCUGUUCAGGCGAAGGUAGGGCUUUGGU